Molecule: messenger RNA, 1722 nt
Organism: Haemonchus placei
Lineage: Eukaryota; Metazoa; Nematoda; Chromadorea; Rhabditida; Trichostrongylidae
Source: the annotation of a GenBank genome assembly
UUCACUGGAGCCACAUGUGAAAUUGAGGUGAAUCAUUGUGCGGGAGAGAUUUGUAAGAAUGGAGGAACCUGCAAACCUACCCAAGACGGUUUCUUCUGUCAUUGUAAGCCUGGAUUCACGGGUUUACUCUGUGAGACCCAAAUAGACCAGUGCGCUGUGCAAAAUCCCUGUCAGCAAGGGCAGUGUGUGCAGGAAGGCAACCAUAUAAAAUGUGACUGCAAGGUUGGAUGGACAGGUCAGUACUGCGAGAUUCAGCUGGACCUCUGUAAGGAUGAAAAUCCCUGUCAGCACGGUGAUUGUCUAGGUGGACUACCAGGCACACGGAUUUGUGAUUGUGGCGUGGACUAUCGUGGGGAAUCUUGCGAACAAAGGAUUACAUACUGCCAGUUGAAGCCCUGUCUCAAUAAUGGAACAUGUGUGGAGCGAUUCGCUGAUGGUUACUCAUGCGAUUGCCAUGAAGAUUUCACUGGCGCCAACUGCGAGACAGAAAUUGAUUUGUGUGCCGAAUGGCCUUGUGACAACGGUGGGACGUGCGUGGUCCAGGACCAUCGACCGUUCUGUCAUUGUCGGGCUGGCUUCACUGGAGAACACUGUCAAACUGACAUAUCUAACCCGUGUGAUAACGUAACAUGCUUGCAUGGUGGCACCUGCUAUGUGCACGACGCUAAAGCAUUUUGUCAGUGCCCACCAGACUAUACUGGAAUACUCUGUGAAACGUUUGUGGUGACUAUUCGACGUUCAACUUUUAACCAUGACCAUCAGAAGACAUCAUCGUUCAAUCUCUAUUUCAACGGCGAGCCGUCCUCACAAAAGAUUGUAUCAAGAGAUUUUCCCUCAACUCUCUUGAGAGAGUUCACACUAUGCGGCUGGGUCUUCUAUGCGCCAUACCAGUUGGUAACACCUGAUAGCGAUUUGGGUGCAUUUGUCCAGCUGAACACCACCUCUGGAUCUUCGAUUCUCUCCAUCGAUAACACCGGUGUGACGAUCAAUAACAACUUCCAUAUACCAGCGAAACUUUACGUAAUGGCCUGGCAUCACGUAUGCGUACGCAGUCCACACUAUGUCGACCAGGAUCGACCAACUUGGACUAUAUUUCUCGACGGAGUUUUUGCUGCCAAUGCGAGCUAUGAGGUGCUUAAAGUCAGCGCCGACAUCCGCUGUCUCAUACAGAUUGGUGCGAAUGAUGGAAAUCGAUUCAGAGGAGAGAUCAGCCUUGUUCAGCUGUACAUUGCCUAUAUGGAUGACAUGGAUAUUGCGAAGAUGGCAUUCCAGUGUCGUGAUUGGAUGACUGCAAGCCAUCCUGACUUACAUAUCAAACAAUGGACCGAUUUCACUACGGUUCAACGGAACAAUCCGGGAGUGAUGGCACUUUAUCCGGGUCUUUGUGAUGUAUCUGAUUGUUUACCGGGUAGAUCGAGUUGCAAUACAAAAGAUAAGAUCCCACCAAUAGUGCGGUCGUGUCCGAGGAAUAUACGAAAAGUCUCUCCGAAUCGACUGACACGAGUCGACUGGGACACCACCAAUAUGUUCACCGAUAACGUUGGCGUUGUGUCGGUGAAAAGUAACUAUCGUAGCGGGCAAUCGUUGACAUGGGGCUACUACCGUGUCGUAUACGAGGCCAAAGAUGCUGCUGGCAACAACGCUGUUUGCUCCUUCUCCGUUGUCAUAUCGCCGUCGGAAUGUCAAGCACCAGAAGCCGAUAAACAGGUACUCUUCAGUUGA